AUCACAAAGGUAAUGUCCAUUGAGAAAGGAGUUGUUGUGGACGAAGAUAGAGGAGUUACUGUAGCUGCCGCGUACAUGUAUACUGCGCAAGUGCGGGGUAUUCCGCGUGCAGGAAUUAUGAGAAAAGAAUCUGUAACUUCUUUGAGAGCUGAUUACUAUAUGGGGCGCAAAAGUGGAAGAGAAUGGUGUCUCCCCCGAAUCGCACGAAAUCCGUGUGGAAAGUCCUUUGUUUUCAUGACACUGAGCUGUUGUAGUCAGAAUGUGCAUGAUUACGGACGUGGUGGUCAUCUCUUCACUGUUAAUUGGGGAACAUCUCUUCGAGCGGGCUUCCAUCGAUAG
Messenger RNA from Strongylus vulgaris, 339 nucleotides. NCBI's taxonomy places the organism in Eukaryota, Metazoa, Nematoda, Chromadorea, Rhabditida, Strongylidae. The record is from the annotation of a GenBank genome assembly.